CCAUCAAAGGGGACCUAUCUUCUUGAGAAAGUUCUGCUCUGAGAGCUGGGCUGUGGUAUAAAAGGCAUGUCAGGGAGGGCAUUUUUUAUUUGAUAGGAAAAUUUAAAACGCUAAAGGAAAGUUUUUCUUAGCAAUUUUACAGGAAAACCUAAGUUUUAAGAGAGGGUAUCAUUCUAACUUGGAACUGAACUAUUAUGACUAGAUCUAUAAUAGCAAGUCACAAUAUUUCUCUUUCUUGACAUCAAUUUAAGAGUGACUAUUCACAUAGUAGAGAGAAUGGCUUUGGUUAUACCUGCCUCCAAUAGUUCCAUGAGAUCUGAUAGGAAUACAUAUGUUGGAAAAAGGUUUGUUCAUGUUAAAAAUGCUUACUUGGAUUCAAUGGAUGAAGACAUUCUCUAUCACUUGGAUUUGGGAACAAAAACACACAAUCUACUAGCAAUGUUUGGAGAUGUAAAGUUUGUCUGUGUUGGUGGGAGCCCCAACAGAAUGAAAGCAUUUGCACUGUUUAUGCACAAGGAGCUUGGGUUGGAGGAAGCUGAAGAAGACAUAAAAGACAUUUGUGCUGGGACAGACAGAUAUUGUAUGUACAAAACCGGGCCUGUGCUCACCAUCAGUCACGUCAUGGUCAUCCCCUCCAUUUCUAUUAUGCUUCAUGAACUCAUCACAUUACUCCACCAUGCACGGUGCUACGAUGUCACCAUUAUUAGAAUUGGCACAUCAGGGGGAAUAGGGAUUGCACCAGGGACUGUUGUAAUAACGGAUAUAGCUGUAGACUCCUUCUUUAAGCCCCGGUUUGAACAGGUCAUUUUGGACAACAUCGUCACCCGAAGUACUGAACUUGACAAGGAACUAUCUGAAGAACUGUUCAACUGUAGCAAAGAAAUCCCCAACUUCCCAACCCUCAUUGGACAUACAAUGUGUACCUAUGAUUUUUAUGAAGGCCAAGGCCGACUAGAUGGAGCACUGUGCUCCUUUUCCAGAGACAAAAAGUUAGAUUACUUGAAGAGAGCAUAUAAAGCUGGCGUCAGGAAUAUUGAAAUGGAAUCUACAGUGUUUACAGCCAUGUGUGGACUCUGUGGUCUAAAAGCUGCUGUGGUCUGUGUGACACUUCUCAACAGACUUGACUGUGAUCAGAUCAACUUGCCUCAUGAUGUCCUUGUGGAGUACCAGCAACGGCCCCAGCUCCUAAUCUCCAACUUCAUCAGACGGCGGCUUGGACUUUGUGACUAGACGUCCUAACAGGGCAGCCCAACCCUCCCCUGCAAGUUGGUAGCUCAAGUUGUAACAUGAAAGUCGUAUUUUAUUUGUGGCAUUUUUAUAUAGUUCUCAUCCACAUGCUAAAAUCAUAAUGGAAAGACUUUAUGAAAUCCUUCUCUCUUAAAAAGGAAUUUAUUGUAAAAGAAUU
Cercocebus atys (sooty mangabey) is the source of this 1405-nucleotide messenger RNA. It is a transcript of the gene UPP2, whose product is annotated as uridine phosphorylase 2. Gene Ontology annotation, molecular function: uridine phosphorylase activity. The transcript is spliced from 7 exons. The record is from RefSeq and is a predicted model, not a curated record. Gene Ontology annotation, cellular component: cytosol; cytoplasm. Bases 277 to 1230 code for a protein of 317 amino acids. NCBI's taxonomy places the organism in Eukaryota, Metazoa, Chordata, Mammalia, Primates, Cercopithecidae. Gene Ontology annotation, biological process: nucleotide catabolic process; uridine catabolic process.